Messenger RNA from Symbiodinium natans, 1680 nucleotides. The record is from the annotation of a GenBank genome assembly. Lineage: Eukaryota; Dinophyceae; Suessiales; Symbiodiniaceae.
AUGGUGUCGCUGCUCCCAGUGUUCGCCCUCCUCGCAACAUGCCUGGCAUCGCCCAGCGAGUACUGGGCCUUGGCGUCUCCCGCCGUGCGAAAAGCACGCGACUUGCAGGGCCUGGAAGCAAGCAGGGCCCUGGGCGGACGCACGCUCAGCGCAGCCGAGAACGGCACGGACGAGAGCGACUCAGAGAGUUUCCCUCCGCGGUGCGGCCGAGAGAAGUACAAUGGCGCGGCCGGGCAUAUGUACUACGCCAACCCCUUCACGACGGCUUGCAGCAAAGCUUCUAUGGACCUCGUCUAUGCCGAUGGUGAUCGAGUGCGUGUGGCUCGGAAGGGCGACCUCAUCAAGAUGCACUGCGACAACUGGGAGUGCCCCAUUCCGCCGGUUGUCGACUGCUACUUUGACCGCAACGCAUGUGCAGCGGAUGAGUGGUGCAUGGUCAUCACACACGAGAAGUGGGGCGCAUGGGCCACGGGCAAGGGAGGCCACACUCCCAACUUCGAGCUGUGUGGUGAGCAAUACUAUGCGGACAUCGAGGCGAUUGCAGCUCGGGACAACGAUGGCAACGUUACGGUGGAAGCCUUGAAGUUGACCCGAGACAGGAUCUGCGGCAGCUCGACGGUGGGCGUGGCCAACGGCAUCCAGCUCGAGGGCUACGCUGAGCACCAGCUCUGGAAGCCCUCCCACGGCCGCUGUGUCAAGUACCGCCUGGAAGGCCAGAGCUGCAUCCCCACGCUGGCCACGCAUGGGCGCUUCGCCAACGCCUUCGUGCGGCGGGCACAGACGAGGGCGGCGGCACCAUAUCCCCACGGUGGCACCAUGGAGCGGCCCCUUGCCUGUGCCCCUGGCCUGGUUUGCACGGGCCCCGACUUCGACGUGCUGCCCUCCACGUGCGUGCAAGAGCGGCCACGGGACGUGUGCUACGCCGGGCCCUGGUGGGACAGCUCCCGUUGCCCACGCACUUCCAUGCAGGCACCGGGCCUAAACCGGCAGUGGGCUGUGGAGUCCUUGCAGACAGCCUUCCUGAUGUUUCCAGGCGAGGUGGCAUCGGCCAUGCACUGCAAGUACUGGACGGGACCUCUGGCUCCCUUCACGAAAGAAGUCAGGAAGGUCACCCACAACAUCUUCAAGGCGCUCUGGCCUUCGCACCUCAUCGGCCCAUGCCCAUCCCUGGACGAUCUCUACGCCAACAUGUGGCACCAGACAGGUGUCGAUUUGGCAGCUUUGAGCGCAGAGGCGUGUGCGGCUGGCGAGGAAAGGGACGGCGGCAUCGCGGAGGCGCUUGCUCUCGUGGGAUCUUGGACCCAUCGGCCAAAUCUCUUGUGGAGCUUGAUCCAUUUUGUGAUGCACAACCAGCCCUCCCCGAUGUCCAGGAACGCAGUGGCAGCCUCCUCCGCCUUGGCAAACCACCUGUCGGAGAAUUUCUGGUGCAACGACUGCCGCGGCUUCUUCACCGUCGGUGUUCUUUCGGUGGUCGGCCUGCCACCUCAGAGCACAGAUGGCGAGGAGCAUGCAAAGUACUGGAACCUUGGCCACAACAUUGCCUCUGAGCACGUUGCGACCACGCGCGGUGGCCACCCGUGGAUCAACACCUUGGAGGAGGCCCAUGAGGCAGAGGUGGGGAACCCUUUCUACGUCCCCUACGAGACUUCCGUGGAGAUGUGGCACGUGGAGACCUCCUAA